This is a messenger RNA of Botrytis cinerea B05.10, 3497 nucleotides long. RefSeq lists its product as hypothetical. NCBI's taxonomy places the organism in Eukaryota, Fungi, Ascomycota, Leotiomycetes, Helotiales, Sclerotiniaceae. The transcript is spliced from 2 exons. The record is from RefSeq and is a predicted model, not a curated record. The coding region runs from base 58 to 3444 and encodes 1128 amino acids.
GAAGACACAUGAACACAUUUAUACUUCCAUAUGACCUUCAAAUCGUUUUAUUAAACCAUGGAUCAAAAUCCCAUUCAGAUGAUAGCUGAACGAUCUCAGUUCUUACGACAACAACAUUUGGAAAGUUUGGUCGCACCGGUAAUAAAUGCACAAAUCGAUUCAUUACGACGUAUGAAGAAAAAAUUCGAGGAAAAUCAAGCAAAUAUAGAGAGAAAGGUUGACGAUUUGUCUGGACAACUCAAUGAAAUCAUCAACUUGCAUAAGUUCUUGGCAGAGAAAGUCGAAAACAUAGAAGAGAACAUUCCAAAGGAGAUUGUGCGGCAAAGUAGAUUUUUGAAUGAACCAUUGAUAAAUGCCAUCGGCCAUCUACAACAAGCAUUUACUUCAACAAAUGAUGAUGUUAAAGUGGUAAAUCACAACGUCAUUGCAGGACUUGGUCGUAUGGAAUCUAUUUACGACAAAGCUGUUCUCAUUUCGAAUCAUACCAAGGAUCUGAUCAAAGAGUUCAAACCCGUUUCACCAGAUCUAAGUAGUCAAAAAAGUUUGAGGGAGAACAUCGACGAUACAUUGAGUAAUACCAAGAAACUCAUCACCGAUAUGGCAGGCAACAAAUCAUUUUUCAAUACCAUAAUUGAAACAAAUCGAGAAGUAAAUUAUACGAAUACAAAGACGCUCUCAGAAUCAAUCAAUCAUGUUGCAGAGAACAUCGAAAAAAUCAACGAUAUCCUUCCAAAGAUCUUCACUCAAACAGAAGCCACAGGAAAUAUAUUUCCGAAAAUCCAAUCACUUGUCAUCGAUAAUAAAGUUAUGAGCGAGAAAUUGCCGAGUCUCUUUACCAAUACCACAAUCAUUUCGGACUCGAUCAAAGAUCUUCAUAUAAAGUUGGGGGUUGUCCAAGGGAAUGUGGGAAAACAAUUUGGUGACUUCCUCAAGAAUUUAGAAGGAAAGAUAGAUGGCAUACCUGCAGCUACGAAGACUAAGUUCGAUCCUUCUCUCGACGACCUUGUGAAGAAGGUGGAUGAUAUAUCUGAUUCUGCGAAUACCAAAUUCAAUAUUUCUAUCGAAGCUAUGACGAAAAAGGUGGAUGAUAUGCCACAAACUACGAAGAUUGAGAUGGAUAAAUUUUUCCAAGUGUUGACGAAGAAGCUGGAUGACAUUCCCCAAACCACAAAGAAUGAGCUGCAUACUAACUUUGAAGCGUUGAAGGAACAGGUGGAUCAUGCAAUGAAGAACACAAAUAUCGAGCUCGAUAACUCUUCCAAUGUGUUGACGAAGAAGAUAGAAGAUAUAAAACAGGGUACGAAGACCAAGCUCGAUGAAUGUUUUAACUAUCUUGCGAAAAAGGUAGACGAGAUCCCACAGAAUACUAAGACUAGUCUGGAUAGCUCGUUUGAAGCUUUCACCAAAAAAAUGGAGGAGAUACCUCUAGAAUUCAAAAGUUCUUUUGAUGCCACAAAGAAGAACAUUGAUGACUUUCCGAGUAACCUUAGAAAGGAAUUUGAUGAGUCUUUUGAUCUAGUUCAGAUAACUGUUGAUAGGUUUCCUGGUAUCUUUCGAAAAGAAUUCGACGAGUCUUUUGCCGUACUUAACACAGCUAUGGAUGGGUUUCCUGAUGCCAUGAAGAAGAACAUUGAUAGCAUUCCUGGUAUCCUUCGAAAAGAAUUCGACGAGUACUUUGCCGUACUUAAAACAGCUAUGGAUGGGUUUCCUGAUGCCACGAAGAAUAACGUUGAUGGUAUUACAAGUGGUCUACGCCAAGAAUUUGACGAUUCAAUAGGAGAAUUAAAGACAGUCAUCGAUCAAUUUCCGGACACAGUGAAGACGAUUUUCAAGGAGCUUUUAGAUGCUGUGCAACAAAAAUUCAAACAAAACGAUCUCAAGGCAGAAGAACUUCGAAAACUUCGAGAAGAUUACGCUAAAUUUCAAAAUCAUAUUGAAGAAUUGACAUCUAAUGUGCAAUCUCUCGUCCCAAUCACUUCGGAGGAUUACAAUACAUCAAUCACGGAAGCAUUCGAUAAGUUCCAAAAAAGUUUCAACAAUUCUUUCAACGAUCAAUCAAAUCAAAUCAACUUGGCCAAUACAAAGGAAGCAUAUGAGUCCGGUAUCAACACAUUGAAGACAGAAUUUGUGAAGGUGUUGGACGAUCACACUGAUGAUAUGGCGAAAAGACUUGAUACUUCAAUUACUGAUUACAAGAAUGACGCAAGUAAGAAGAGGGAAGAAUUAUCCGAGCGGUUCGAAGAAACUUUGAGAUCUAUCGCGGUAUCUAUAUCACAAUCAGAUAUUGAAGGAAACAUCCGAGAGCAUGCAGAUCGUGUCAUUGAGGUCGUUCAGAGAUUGCCAACAUCUGAGCAAUUAAUCUACCACAUCUCGGAAGCCUUAAAGGAAAAGUGUGAAGAAGUUGCUUUUGAGUACCACAACGUUACGAACGCUACAAUUUAUUAUCAUGCCUCAGAUAUGAUGGAAAAGAUUCAACAUCUUCUGGAUAACAUGUACCCUAAAUUCUGGGAUGCUAAUGUUUUGAUGGCAAGACAAUCAAGGAAAGACGUUAUUGAAGUAAUUGAGAGAAUUGUACCAAAGGAGUGUGGUUCUGUCAAAAUUGCUUUGUCUAACAAAGUAGAUGAAUUUCUUAAUCAGUCAAGGGAACCAACCACACCUUCAAUCAAGACUCCAAUGUUUCGCCCAAUACCGCGUUGGAAUUUUGAUGAAAUUCAGUUUAAAUGUUCGGAAUUGGAACUUGGUGAACGUAGCCAUCCAUCAAAUCCUUCUACCCCAGUACCGAUUCAGAAAACGAAAUUGCCAGAUGGUUGGUCUCCCGAUAUCAUAUCAGAUGAUGAACAUUUCGAAAAUUCGAUCCAUUCGUCUACACCCAUAACAUUCACGCAUCAAUUACCGCCUGCGGCACCUCAAUUAUCACCUGGUCCACCUCAACUAUCACCUGGUCCACCUCAACUAUCACCUGGUCCACCUCAACUAUCACCUGGUCCACCUCAACUAUCACCUGGUCCACCUCAAUCAUCACCCGGUCUACCUCAAGUAUCACCUGGUCUACCUCAAUCAUCACCUGGUCUACUGGAUCGACCAUCAAAGCGACUUCGGUCAGAAGAACCAUCUUUUCGCUUGAUGGAUAUCGGCUAUGCCUUUUCAAAGGGUAAAUCUAGAAGGAAAAGACCGGAAACUCUGAACGUCAACCUACCCGAAAGAAUUAUACAACUCAUUCUUCAAAUAGAUAAAGAAUUUCCAAAGAAUCGUGUAAAUUUCAUUAAAUUGAGCAAGGAAGUGAAUUUGUGUUGGGUUACUUAUGUCAGAGACUUAGAAGUUAUUGAAUGGAACAAGGAAGGGGAAUGUGCGAAUUGUCUUCAAGCUAGAAACAGAGGAGAGGAAAUUACUUGUUUUGAUUAUGAAUCUUUAAAGACUAUUCGUGUUUACAAAGAAGGUAGUUAACAUGGGGGCGAGAUGCGUAUUGCUCAAAGAAAUUAACUUAAGCUUGAAGUUGA